GUCUCCCUCUGACGUUUUCCUGUACACCGGCAAGAUGGCAUCCAAAAGUACAAAACAAAAGAAUUUAACAAAAGAAGAGGAAUUACUACUCCAGGACUUCAGCAGAAAUGUGUCUACUAAGUCUUCAGCAUUGUUUUAUGGAAAUGCGUUGAUAGUUUCAGCCAUUCCCAUCUGGUUGUACUGGAGGAUUCACCAAAUGGACUUAUACCAGUCGGGGAUUCUGUUUGCAGUCGGCACCCUCAUCAGUACAUACCUUGUAGCAUUCGCAUACAAAAAUGUCAAGUUCGUUCUCAAACACAAAAUUGCCCAGAAACGAGAGGAUGCUGUUGCCAGAGAAGUGAUGAAAAAAGUAGCUGAUGAUAAGAAAAUGAACAAAAAAGAAAAAGAUGAAAGGAUUUUAUGGAAGAAGAAUGAGGUGGCAGACUACGAGGCAACUACGUUCUCUAUAUUCUAUAACAACGCCUUUUAUUUGGUGCUUCUGAUUGCGAUGUCUUUUUACGCUCUCAAGAAUUUCAAUCCAAAUGUAAAUUAUGUAUUUUCAGUCGGAGCAGCUGCCGGUCUUCUAGCUCUCUUUUCAACAAGUACCAAAUAAGAUAUAUCAUGAAGUAUAGUUCUUUACAUCAAAGUGUGAAAGUGGUCAAAGGAUAGUUGUAUAUAUAUAUAUGUGACAGACUUUUCAUUGUAUUGGACCCACCAAAGAUUUAUUAAUGCAGCAGAAAUAUUAUUGCAGGUUUUGGCAGUUAAAAUAGUUCACAUAUCUUAGAAGCAUUUAGAGUGGAAUGUAGCAUUCUGUUGUGAAAGACAGUGAUUGUUUAAAAUAUGUUAGAAAGGUUUCGGUUGUUUUUAAUCAGCGAAGUCUUACCUUCUUAUAAUUGAAAAAUUUGCUCCAUUCAGGAAAAAUGUAAAAAUCUUUUUUCAAAAGAAGUGUUGAAAUCAUGAACAUCUAAAAAAAAGCGUUUUGUUUUCAUUGUUCAUGAAGCCCUCCAUUUAAAAUGUAUCAUCUAGUUUUGUUUCGAUAUAUGUAUUUGAUGUUAUUUAAAUCACACAAAGAAAUGAGAAACAGCGAAAAUGAAGUCCAUUAAAGUGAAAAAGUAUAGCUGUACAUGUUUGAAAUUAAGGUGAUAGAGUAAUGUUUUUUAUGUCAAUAAAAAGUAAAACUGUAA
This is a messenger RNA of Mercenaria mercenaria, 1163 nucleotides long. Its product is annotated as translocon-associated protein subunit gamma-like. Gene Ontology annotation, cellular component: endoplasmic reticulum; membrane. The coding region runs from base 35 to 592 and encodes 185 amino acids. The transcript has 5 exons. The record is from RefSeq and is a predicted model, not a curated record. Gene Ontology annotation, biological process: SRP-dependent cotranslational protein targeting to membrane. Lineage: Eukaryota; Metazoa; Mollusca; Bivalvia; Venerida; Veneridae.